AGGGGGAAGUUUGGUGGUUGUUGCCUGGGGCCGUGAGGGGAAGAGGAGGCGUGCGGGGAGAGCUGCCCCCCCCCACCGGCCGUUGCUAUGGGCAACCGAGGAAUGGAGGAGCUGAUUCCGUUGGUGAACAAACUGCAGGACGCCUUCAGCUCGAUCGGGCAGAGCUGCCACCUCGACCUGCCGCAAAUCGCUGUGGUGGGCGGUCAGAGCGCGGGGAAAAGCUCCGUCCUCGAGAACUUCGUCGGCCGAGAUUUCUUGCCUCGCGGCUCUGGAAUUGUUACCAGACGACCCCUCAUCCUUCAGCUUAUCUUCUCUAAAACAGAAUAUGCAGAAUUUUUGCACUGCAAGUCCAAGAAGUUUACAGAUUUUGAUGAAGUCCGGCAAGAGAUUGAAGCGGAGACAGAAAGGGCCACAGGGACAAAUAAAGGCAUCUCUCCCAUUCCCAUUAACCUCAGGGUGUAUUCACCACAUGUGCUCAAUCUGACUUUGAUUGACCUUCCUGGUAUCACUAAGGUGCCAGUCGGAGACCAACCCCAGGACAUUGAGUACCAGAUCAAAGAUAUGAUUUUACAGUUCAUUAGCAGAGAAAGCAGCUUGAUUCUUGCUGUGACUCCAGCCAACAUGGAUUUGGCCAAUUCAGAUGCGCUCAAAAUGGCCAAAGAGGUUGAUCCACAAGGCCUACGGACAAUUGGAGUGAUAACCAAGCUUGAUCUGAUGGAUGAAGGCACUGAUGCCAGAGAUGUCCUGGAGAACAAGCUGUUACCGCUGCGGAGAGGCUACAUUGGAGUUGUGAACCGGAGCCAGAAGGAUAUUGAUGGUAAGAAGGACAUCAGAGCAGCACUGGGAGCUGAGCGCAAGUUCUUCCUUUCCCAUCCUGCUUACAGACACAUGGCAGACCGCAUGGGAACCCCCCACUUGCAGAAGGUCCUCAACCAGCAAUUGACAAACCAUAUUCGGGAGACUCUGCCAUCCCUGCGUAGCAAACUCCAGAGCCAGCUGCUGUCCCUAGAAAAAGAAGUGGAGGAAUACAAGAACUUUCGCCCGGAUGACCCUACACGGAAAACCAAAGCCUUGUUACAGAUGGUCCAACAGUUUGCUGUGGACUUUGAGAAGAGAAUCGAAGGCUCUGGAGACCAGGUAGACACACUAGAACUCUCAGGUGGAGCCCGAAUAAAUCGCAUCUUCCAUGAGCGGUUCCCCUUUGAGCUGGUCAAGAUGGAGUUUGAUGAGAAGGAUUUGAGACGAGAAAUCAGCUAUGCAAUCAAAAACAUCCAUGGUGUAAGGACGGGGCUCUUCACGCCUGACAUGGCUUUUGAAGCCAUAGUGAAAAAACAGAUUAUAAAGCUCAAAGAGCCCAGUUUGAAGUGUGUUGAUCUCGUGGUCUCAGAGCUGGCCAUGGUCAUUAAAAAGUGUACAGAGAAGCUUGGUUCCUACCCUAGGCUGCGAGAAGAGACAGAGAGAAUUGUUACUACAUACAUCAGAGAACGUGAAGGGAAAACUAAGGACCAGAUUCUCCUGUUGAUUGACAUAGAGCUGUCUUACAUCAACACUAACCAUGAAGACUUCAUUGGAUUUGCCAAUGCACAGCAAAGGAGCACCCAAGCAAAUAAGAAGAGGGCAAUCCCAAACCAGGUAUGGAUUCAUGUCAUCCGGCGAGGCUGGCUGACCAUCAACAACAUUAGCAUCAUGAAAGGUGGCUCAAAGGAGUAUUGGUUCGUCUUAACGGCAGAGAGUUUGUCCUGGUACAAGGAUGAAGAGGUUGAGGGAACACUGGAGCUGGGCUCAGUGGAGAAAGAGAAGAAGUACAUGCUGCCUCUGGACAACCUAAAAAUCAGAGACGUGGAGAAAGGCUUCAUGUCCAACAAGCAUGUCUUUGCCAUCUUUAACACAGAGCAAAGGAAUGUGUAUAAAGACUUGCGUCAGAUUGAACUCGCCUGUGAUUCGCAGGAAGAUGUGGACAGCUGGAAAGCCUCCUUCCUUCGUGCUGGCGUUUACCCUGAGAAAGACCAAGUGGAAAAUGAAGAUGGGGUUCAGGAGAACACUUUCUCCAUGGAUCCCCAGUUAGAGCGCCAAGUGGAAACUAUCCGCAAUCUUGUUGACUCAUAUGUUGGGAUCAUCAACAAAUCCAUCCGGGACCUUAUGCCAAAGACAAUAAUGCACCUAAUGAUAAACAAUGCCAAGGAUUUCAUCCACUCAGAGCUGCUGGCCUACCUAUACUCCUCCGCAGACCAAAACAGCUUGAUGGAGGAGUCCGCAGACCAAGCACAGCGCAGGGAUGACAUGUUGCGAAUGUACCAUGCCCUGAAGGAGGCCUUGCACAUCAUUGGAGACAUCAGUACCAGCACAGUUUCCACACCAGUCCCUCCUCCUGUGGACGACACGUGGCUGCAGCCAGGGAGCAGCGGGCAUAGCCCAACUCCACAGCGCAGACCUCCUUCUACUGUGUUACCACCAGGGAGACCCCCAGCUGUGAGGGGCCCCAUGCCUGGCCCUCCCUUGCUCCCAGUACCAGCAGCAGGCACUUCCUCUUUUGUGGCGCCACCCAUUCCUUCACGCCCUGGACCGCAAAGUGCAUUUGUUGCUAAUAAUGACCCUUUCUCAGCCCCUCCUCAGAUUCCUUCACGACCAGCACGUGUUCCUCCCAGCAUCCCUCCAGGCGUGCCUAGCAGAAGACCCCCUGCAGCACCGAACCGGCCUACCAUUAUCAGACCAGCUGAGCCCUCCUUAUUAGAUUAACCACAACCAUUGCCCGGCAGGGUGGGUGGGGGCAUUGCUUGUUAACUAUCUUGUGGAGAGAGCUCGUGCCUAAUCUCUUGUGUAAAAGAGCUCUUUGCAACUGAUCAACUGUAGCCAAGGCCCAUUUUCCCCAUCUCCCCUCCCCACAACAAUAGCACCACCACGGCAGCAGUCGUCCCGGCAUGGGUGCUGUGAGUCUGUGACCUGUAAAUAGCUCUGAGAGGCCAAGCAUUCCUUGAAGUAGUUCCCUCUCUGUCCCUGGGUCUUGGCUAGGGAAGGAUUUGGUGAUUAUAAUCUCCUCCUCUCGAAGGAGGAGGGAGGUUGGUUUCUUCUCCCUCUUCUUGAUGAUCACACCAGACCCAUUCCGCAUGGGAGCCUGGAAGAUUCUGUUUUGUGGAGUUGUUUUGCACUUUGUUGAAAAUACAGAAAGGAGCCCCCAAGAUGAGUGAUGGAUUGCCAAGGGAUUGCCUAUGAAUGUGUGAAAGUGGAGAAUUUGCAUUUCCACCAACACGUGUGCGUUUAGCACAUAGAAUCUCCUUUUGCUAUUCAUGUUGAUUGGACUUGACCACCUCCUCUCACUGCCCCCACCCCACGGAUUUCUUUGUACUAUCCCUUUUAGAUUGCCUUUCCUUUCGCCCUUUAAAUUUAAAUGCAAAAUUUGAUCAAUUUAUUUCCGUUUUAUAGCUUUGAAGAAAAAAAAUAUGAAAUGAUGGGACUGCAGAUAGCAAAUAGCUAAUAAAUCCAAUUCACUGUACUGGAGCAAGACUUUACCAAGCAGACUAAUUGGAAAGAGGAAGGCACUGGGUUGCUUUUGAGCCUCAGGUAUAAUGCUGGAUUGCAUGCCAUGCGAUUACACUUAAACAGAAGCAAUGAAGUUUGAUCUCAGCUUGUCAGUUGUGGCUUGGAUAAGUAUGAUUGGCGAUCCCUCUGACCUGGCCAAUGGCAGGGAUGUCUUCGUCAUUUCAGACAGUAGUACAAGCUGGCUGUGAUUGCCCCUCAUAUGGAGAAGUGGAUGAGAGAGAGUCACGGCUUUCAAGAGUUUGUCAGGGUUGUUUCCUCUACACGGAUCCUUUCUGCGGAAAGGCUUUCUCACCCUCUUGACAAGAGGGACUUUGCCCCAUGGAAGAAAUGUAUUCUUUCCUUAAGAUCAGCUGUACUGCUGCUUACCUCUGCCUUUAAGCUGAGGAAGGUCCUUCAUUGCAAACAGUGUACAGAAAUAGGUUGCAUGGCAUUAGUGCUGGAAGGGCCCACUAUCCCACAGAAAUGCCCAUAGGAGUCUGCCUCUCUCAAAAAGAAAUUUUGGGGGGUGGGUGGGGGUUGGGGUUGGCUGCUCCACCUCUGAGAGUUUGUGGAGCAACACUGGAGCCUUCUCAACAGGACGAGUAAAGCACUCUGCCCUCCCUGGGCUGUGGUUGUAUAUAUUUCUUCAUAAAGACAGACUGUAUUAAUACUUGUAUAAAUUCUAGAUUUAAAAAGAGAAGAAAAGAAAUAAUCAGUUAACUCCCCCCCACCCUACGCCUAUCAGGGAUACCUCAGCCCUUCCUGAGACAAGAUGUAAGCAAGAGCAACACGCACACCAUCUGCCUUAACUGAUUCCUUCCAGUGGCUUCUUCCCUUUUUACCUAACCUGGAGCAGGAGUUGCUUGCUUCACGUCCUGAGGAUAUGACCCUUCCAUAGACUGUGCUUACUUCGUGCCUUUACUGCUUGAAUCCUAUGCUGUCUGCCCUAAUAACCAGUGUUGCCUUCCUGUAAAUGUUCCUCUGCCUCCAAAGCCACUAUCAAGGGUUUUGACCCUCUCUUGAAGUGCAUUUCAUAACCUCCUGCCAUUUAUGCCCACUGGUCCCUUCUCCAAAAGCUGUCACUUUGCUUGGUAGCAUGGACAUCUACUUUAAUCCAUUUUGUUCUGAUACGUUCCUCUUGACCCUUCCUCUUACCAUAUGUGAAAGGGCUGUGGAGCCUUCUCUCCCUCAUCUUUAGAUUUAAAAGAUGUUCCCAGCAGUUUGAGAUAAGUGCCUCCAUUAUGUAUCCUAUUAAUAAACUAAAAUAAAGGGAAAUUCUGCUGGUGGAAAGUCUCUGGCAGCUUGUGA
Elgaria multicarinata webbii is the source of this 4824-nucleotide messenger RNA. RefSeq names its product dynamin 2 (gene DNM2). Gene Ontology annotation, cellular component: cytoplasm; membrane; synapse. The record is from RefSeq and is a predicted model, not a curated record. NCBI's taxonomy places the organism in Eukaryota, Metazoa, Chordata, Lepidosauria, Squamata, Anguidae. Gene Ontology annotation, molecular function: GTP binding; microtubule binding; GTPase activity. Bases 88 to 2736 code for a protein of 882 amino acids. Gene Ontology annotation, biological process: synaptic vesicle endocytosis. The transcript has 21 exons.